AUGAAAAUUCAAUACUUUGCUGAAAUCGUCUCCGAAUUCUCUGGAUUCCAUCACACGCCCAAUUUCAAGGCUUCCCGGUCCACCGGAGAUUUUCAGAAUUUGUCUGAAAAUUCUGGAAAAAAUUCCAGAAGAAGUUCCACGGAAAGCAAUCAUUCGAUACGGAUUCCGGUUGGAGUGGACCACGUUCCCAUCCUCCCAACACCAGGCUCCGCCUCCAAAAAAUCAAGCCACGCCCACUUUCAAAAACAUUCCCUUUCGUCCCCAUCAAUCUCCAGAAUGGCCAGUUUAAGUCGUGUUCAAGAGAAAUUGCAGAGAAAAUUGAAACGAUCAGAGAGUGUGGAGAGUGUGGAGACGCAGAGAAAAGGGUCCACAGCGUCAACGGCGUCUUAUAGACUGCUUUAA
Molecule: messenger RNA, 402 nt
Organism: Caenorhabditis briggsae
Lineage: Eukaryota; Metazoa; Nematoda; Chromadorea; Rhabditida; Rhabditidae
Exons: 2
Coding region: 1-402 (133 amino acids)
Source: RefSeq, a predicted model, not a curated record